AUGGUAGUUCCGGACAGCGCCGGUGAGGUCCAACCGGCAAGCAAUGACGGUACCGGGAGUCUCAUGACGACGUCCCAGCCGAGCUACGAGGAGGAGCAGGAGCUUGCAGGGGAGGAGCUGGAGGAGGUACGUAAGCUCCAGGAGCUCAUUCGAAGACUUGAGGUCCAGAAUCAAACACUCCGCAACAGGGGAGGCAGUAAGAAUCUACAUCUCGGAGGAGCGACCACCACAAACAACAGUAACCUCACAACUGGUACCAACAUCAAUGAGAGAAUCUCUUCCAGCCAAGGGGUGACCAACACCAACUCCCCUCUCAAGUUGGGGAGCAGUGGAAGUUGUGGAAGGGAUCUAGGCAGUAGCAGUGACUUGGAGCUGUCCCCUCCUCAGGACCGUAGUAGCAGUGAGGAUAUGUCCCCGCUCCCUGUAAAUAACCGGAUAGAGGAAGAGGAGGAUGGUGGACUGUGUGCAGGCUUUCUGAACCUGCCUUGCGGGAAUGGACCAGGACCGGCGCAGACCCAGGGGCUAAGCCCAACCCCAGAGAGUCCCUCUCUGGACAGCUAUGAGUCUGAGACCCUGGCGGAGAGCGACUCGGGGGUGGACCAGUUGGCUCUGGAUGAGGUGGAUGUUCUGGACCUAGAGGAGGACCUUGCAGAGGUGGAUGGUGAGGACAGCUGGUAGGUACCAUGGGGAUAGGAGAGGGAGAGGACCGCUGGUAGGUACCAUGGGGAUAGGAGAGGGAGAGGACAGCUGGUAGUUACCAUGGGGAUAGGAGAGGGAGAGGACAGCUGGUAGGUACCAUGGGGAUAGGAGAGGGAGAGGACAGCUGGUAGGUACCAUGGGGAUAGGAGAGGGAGAGGACAGCUGGUAGGUACCAUGGGGAUAGGAGAGGGAGAGGACAGCUGGUAGGUACAUUUACAUUUUAGUCAUUUAGCAGACGCUCUUAUCCAGAGCGACUUACAGUUAGUGCAUACAUUAUUUUAUCGAACCCACAACCCUGGCGUUGCAAACGCCAUGCUCUACCAACUGAGCUACAUCCCCUGCCGGCCAAAUCCCUCCCCUACCCUGGACGACGCUGGGCCAAUUGUGCGCGCCGCCCCAUGGGUCUCCCGGUCCCAUGGGGAUAGGAGAGGGAGAGGACAGCUGGUAGGUACCAUGGGGAUAGGAGAGGGAGAGGACAGCUGGUAGGUACCAUGGGGAUAGGAGAGGGAGAAAGUAAGCAUCUAAAAUUGCACCCUCUUUCCUAUAUAGCUAAAGCAGUACUUUUGACUGGGGACUGCAUAGGGCUCUGGUCUAAAGUAGUGCACAAUAUAGGGAAUAGAGUGCUAUUUCAGAUUCAGCCAAAUGUCCUCUGUUUGGAAGGUCCCGUAACUUGAAUUGCUAUGCUCUGAUCAUAAAGGGUCUUAGUCAGCCUUAGACGCGUGCACAUGUCAGUAUUUUACUCUAAGGUCCCUUCCUUUCUUCAUCUGCUGCUGUAUCUGCAGAUUCUGCUGUCUGUCAUGAAACAACUGUUCAGAUUAAACUUAUUCCCAGUAGACACUAGACAUGCAUUCUGAUCACUGCAGAUGGAGAGGAACACACGUCGACUAAUAUUCACUAGUCUGCACCCCACAUGUUGGAGUGGAGACAUCUGUUUACCAUUGUCUCCAGGGGUCAGCGUGAUGUACUACUGUGUGACGCCUUCUGUGGCUUUGUGUUUGUGUUCACACUCAGGAUGAUGAAAGGUCCUAUAGCCAGAUGAGUCAUUAUGGUUCUGUUCUGUUCAACCUUUCACUCCAAAAGUAGAGGGACUAUGACUGCAACCUUUAGUCAUACAAAAAUGUGAAUUUGACCUGGGCUGUGUCCCAAAUGGCACCCUAUUCCCUGUAUAGUGCCUUAUGGGCCUUAGUGCACUAUGUAGGGAAUAAGGCACUAUUUGGGACACUGCCCUAGGUUGGAGGUGGGUCUCUGCUGUGGCAGUUGGCCUGGUUUCCGUGAUACGCAAAAACCAGAGGAAAAAAAUGCAGAUUUGAUGCAGCUGGGCUAGUAGGCUACAGCAGCCUUUAGAUGGAAAUAUCUGAGCGCUGCAUCUGCCUUGGAAAUGCUAGGCUUUGUGGGCUUUACUAAAUAGGCUCUGACUAGCAGUGCCUCUGAUCACUAUGAAUCUAUGUGACUGGGAGAGAGAGAAAAGAGGGGGUAGUGUGAAGAGAGGAUGGGUGGUGACUGAGAGGGAGACCGACAUGGACAGAGAAAGAGAGCCUUGCUCUAGAGGCAGAGGGGCACAGAGGGAGAGAGGCCACUUGUCGCUAGGCGAGUGGCAGCCAGCCAACGUGAUUUACUCUGGGCAUUGUGUGUGCUCAGCAGCAGUGGCGCUGUCCUCGUCUGACAUGAAUACCCAGAGAGGGAGGAGGAGGCUUGAGCUCAGAGCCAGAACUAGCGCAGCACCGCUGGGCCUCUCAACGGCCGAGGAGACAUGGGUCCUAUUCACUAGGCACCAAACCGAAUAAAAUGGACUGAAACUUGUCCAAUAAGAAGGGCACGUGUUAGUUUUCCAUUUUUAAAGCAUUUUCCUACGGUGGGCCCUAAUAAAUACAGUCAAAAGUUUGGACACACCUACUCAUUCAAGGGUUUUUCUUUAUUUGGACUAUUUUCUGCAUUGUAGAAUAAUAGUGAAGACAUCAAAACUAUGAAAUAACACAUAUGGAAUCAUGUAGUAACCAAAACAGUGUUAAGCAAAUCAAAAAAUAUUUUAUAUUUGAGAUUCUUCAAAGUAGCCACCCUUUGCCUUGAUGACAUUUUUUUGCACAUUCUUGGCAUUCUCUCAACCAGCUUCACCUGGAAUGCUUUUCCAACAGUCUUGAAGGAGUUCCCACAUAUGCUGAGCACUUGCUGGCUGCUUUUCCUUCACUCUGCGGUCCAACUCAUCCCAAACCAUCUCAAUUUGGUUGAGGUCGGGGGAUUGUGGAGGCCAGGUCAUCUGAUGCAGCACUCCAUCACUCUCCUCCUUGGUCAAAUAGCCCUUACACAGCCUGGAGGUGUGUUGGGUCAAUGUCCUGUUGAAAAACAAAUGAUAGUCCAACUAAGCGCAAACCAGAUGGGAUGGUGUAUCGCUGCAGAAUGCUGUGGGAGCCAUGCUGGUUAAGUGUGCCUUGAAUUCUAAAUAAAUCACAGACGGUGUCACCAGCAAAGCACCCCCACACCAUCACACCAUCUCCUCCAUGCUUCACGGUGGGAACCACACAUGCGGAGAUCAUCUGUUCACCUACUCUGCUUCUCACAAAGACACAGUGGUUGGAACCAAAAAUCUCAAAUUUGGACUCAUCAGACCAAAGGACAGAUUUCAACUGGUCUAAUGUCCGUUUCUUGGCCCAAGCAAGUCUCUUCUUAUUAUUGGUGUCCUUUAGUAGUGGUUUCUUUGCAGCAAUUCGACCAUGAAGGCCUGAUUCACGCAGCCACAGUUGAUGUUGAGAUGUGUCUGUUACUUGAACUCUGAAGCAUUUAUUUGGGCUGCAAUUUCUGAGGCUGGUAACUCUAAUUAACUUAUCCUCUGCAGCAGAGGUAACUCUGGAUCUUCCAUUCCUGUGGCGGUCCUCAUGAGAGCCAGUUUCAUCACAGCGCUUGAUAGUUUUUGCGACUGCACUUGAAGAAACUUUCAAAGUUCUUGACAUUUUCUGGAUUGACUGACCUUCAUGUGUUAAAGUAAUGAUGGACUGUCGUUUCUCUUUGCUUAUUUGAGCUGUUCUUGCCAUAAUAUGGACAUGGUCUUUUACCAAAUAGGGCUAUCUUCUGUAUACCACCCCUACCUUGUCACAACACAACUGGCUCAAAAGCAUUAACUUUCAACAAGGCACACCUGUUAAUUUAAAUGCAUUCCAGGUGACUACCUCAUGAAGCUGGUUGAGAGAAUGCCAAGAGUGUGCAAACCUGUCAUCAAGGUAAAGGGUGGCUACUUUGAAGGAUCUCAAAUAAAAAAUAUAUUUUGAUUUGUUACUACAUGAUUCCAUAUGUGUUAUUUCAUAGUUUUGAUGUCUUCACUAUUAUUAUACAAUGUAAAAAAUAAUGAAAGACCCUGGAAUGAGUAGGUGUUCUAGAACUUUUCACUGGUAGUUUGUAUAUAUACACACACAGUGACUUGUUAUGUGCCCCUGUUAAACUGUGACAAACCAAGGCUGCAGCAUUUUCCACAGCCAGAGAAGUGGAAACAAUGUGUUGUUGUCCUCUGUUUAUGCCACAUGUAGAGGUUCAGUCACUACUCAGGGCUUCUACUACUGCUGGCAAAGUCAGUAUUUGCAUCAUUCAAAUGAUCAUUUCACUCUUCAAAUGAAUGUCGACCCUGUACUGCUGUUACUGUCUAGUCGGGGUUCUUCUGUUGUGGAGGAGGAGGAGCCUGGCUUGUUUACCAGAAUUGAAUUAACAGGAUUGGAUUACCUCCAAAGGUUUGUAAUGGCAGACUGCUAAUUCCAAAAUAAUCCGUCUUCAUUUAAUUGUCUGUACGCCACAAGGUUCAUCUAGGCAUGUGGCUUGUGUGUGUUUGCCAAGUUCAGGGUGUUUAAAAAAAAAAAACAUUAUGCGUUUGUUUUCCUGUCCCAUUUUGUACAGUAUUGUCCGACACAAACAGGUACCGUAUUGUAUUCCUGGUAGCUACUUUAGCAGCUGAUCUGUGGAUUAACAGUCCAAAGCAGCUAGGCCUUGUUCUCAGUUUCACAUCAUUAGCCAGUCCAUAUGUGGCCCAGGAGGUUAUCACUACCACAACAUUACAUGAAUAAUCCGCCCAGGCGUGGACCCCUAAGCUGCUUUGGGCUGGAGGCUAGGGCUCAGGGUUGAGUCCCAAAUGCCACCCUAUUCCCUUUUAUAGUGCAUUACUUUUGACCAGAGUCCUGUGGGUGUAGUGGACUAUAUAGGGAAUGGGGUGCCAUUUGGGCUGGAGGCUGGAUGGAUGCUGCCGGGGCCUAAACUGCUUUGGGGGGACAUAGGCUGCAUGUGAUCCAUCAUGGACCUUCUGGUACUUAAAACAUUUACUGGGAGGUAUGGAGAAAUCUAGUAAUCUGUGGGGGUUGAAGCUAGAAGUAACCCCGCUGUGCAAGGAACAAACCAAGAAACGGCACACAAGCUAAGGUGAACAAAAGUGUCCAAUGUCCAUGCAUGAGAGCUUUAUUUUGUGCCCAGAUGAUGGUGUGCCUACUGGUAUUUCUAUCUAUCUCUAUGUAAAAACCCCAAAUGGUCCAUUUUAACAAAUGAUCUGCCCUAUGAGCCUCUUCAACUGUAGCUCUGAGUAUCAAAUGAUCUGACCGUUAAACUAGCCUAGCUAACUAGGCCUACUCUUUAGCAUCGGCCACUGCCGGUCAGCUCGCCAAUUGCUAGAAAGAAACUGUUCUGGGAUCAAGUUCUCUGACUUUAGAGCCCUGACUGACUACUCUACCAUCUGUCGUGUGUGUGAGAGAGAGACCUGGAUAACUGAUGUCUGUAUUGUUGCUGGUCCCAGUGGGAUAGAGAGCUUGUCUUUUGUGUUUGUCUAAUGGGAAGAUGAGCCCAAGUUGAUUACUCAAAAACCAGUUAGCACUGCCAGGCCUCUUUGUGUGUGUGUGUGUGUUUCGCUGCUCAAAGAAAUUCCCCUAUGUGACCCGAAUCAAACGUCCUAACGAACCUGGCAGUUUGCUCUGCACUUUUUUUCAAGGAGAGGGACUAAAACACCCACCGCCAUUGCUUGUCCAUAUAUGUAUAUAUUCUUAAUUCCAUUCCUGCCUUAGAUUUGUGUGUAUUGGGUAUAUGUUUUGAAAUGGUUAGAUAUUACUUGUUAGAUAUUACUGCACUGUCGGAGCUAGAAGCACAAGCAUUUCGCUACACCCACAAUAACAUCUGCUAAACACAUGUACAGUGGGGAGAACAAGUAUUUGAUACACUGCCGAUUUUGCAGGUUUUCCUACUUACAAAACAUGUAGAGGUCUGUAAUUUCUAUCAUAGGUACCCUUCAACUGUGAGAGACGGAAUCUAAAACAAAAAUCCAGAAAAUCACAUUGUAUGAUUUUUAAGUAAUUAAUUUGCAUUUUAUUGCAUGACAUAAGUAUUUGAUACAUCAGAAAAGCAGAACUUAAUAUUUGGUACAGAAACCUUUGUUUGCAAUUACAGAGAUCAUACGUUUCCUGUAGGUCUUGACCAGGUUUGCACACACUGCAGCAGGGAUUUUGUCCCACUCCUCCAUACAGACCUUCUCCAGAUCCUUCAGGUUUCGGGGCUGUCGCUGGGCAAUACGGACUUUCAGCUCACUCCAAAGAUUUUCUAUUGGGUUCAGGUCUGGAGACUGGCUAGGCCACUCCAGGACCUUGAGAUGCUUCUUACGGAGCCACUCCUUAGUUGCCCUGGCUGUGUGUUUCGGGUCGUUGUCAUGCUGGAAGACCCAGCCACGACCCAUCUUCAAUGCUCUUACUGAGGGAAGAAGGUUGUUGGCCAAAAUCUCGCGAUACAUGGCCCCAUCCAUCCUCCCCUCAAUACGGUGCAGUCGUCCUGUCCCCUUUGCAGAAAAGCAUCCCCAAAGAAUGAUGUUUCCACCUUCAUGCUUCACGGUUGGGAUGGUGUUCUUGGGGUUGUACUCAUCCUUCUUCUUCCUCCAAACACGGCGAGUGGAGUUUAGACCAAAAAGCUCUAUUUUUGUCUCAUCAGACCACAUGACCUUCUCCCAUUCCUCCUCUGGAUCAUCCAGAUGGUCAUUGGCAAACUUCAGACGGGCCUGGACAUGCGCUGGCUUGAGCAGGGGGACCUUGCGUGCGCUGCAGGAUUUUAAUCCAUGACGGCGUAGUGUGUUACUAAUGGUUUUCUUUGAGACUGUGGUCCCAGCUCUCUUCAGGUCAUUGACCAGGUCCUGCCGUGUAGUUCUGGGCUGAUCCCUCACCUUCCUCAUGAUCAUUGAUGCCCCACGAGGUAAGAUCUUGCAUGGAGCCCCAGACCAAGGUUGAUUGACCGUCAUCUUGAACUUCUUCCAUUUUCUAAUAAUUGCGCCAACAGUUGUUGCCUUCUCACCAAGCUGCUUGCCUAUUGUCCUGUAGCCCAUCCCAGCCUUGUGCAGGUCUACAAUUUUAUCCCUGAUGUCCUUACACAGCUCUCUGGUCUUGGCCAUUGUGGAGAGGUUGGAGUCUGAGUGUGUGGACAGGUGUCUUUUUAUACAGGUAACGAGUUCAAACAGGUGCAGUUAAUACAAGUAAUGAGUGGAGAACAGGAGGGCUUCUUAAAGAAAAACUAACAGGUCUGUGAGAGCCGGAAUUCUUACUGGUUGGUAGGUGAUCAAAUACUUAUGUCAUGCAAUAAAAUGCAAAUUAAUUACUAAAAAAUCAUACAAUGUGAUUUUCUGGAUUUUUGUUUUAGAUUCCGUCUCUCACAGUUGAAGUGUACCUAUGAUAAAAAAUUACAGACCUCUACAUGCUUUGUAAGUAGGAAAACCUGCAAAAUCGGCAGUGUAUCAAAUACUUGUUCUCCCCACUGUAUGUGACAAAUACAAUUUGAUUUGAUGUACUCUAGAAACGGUCAAAGCAAUACAAAAAGAAUGCAGGACUAUCAGGCCGAUCACGGAUGUUCAGGACUAUCAGGCCGAUCACGGAUGUUCAAGUCACACGUAUUGAUAUCAGUUGAGAUCAUCACCUUGUCAAGAGGUGGUUGUGUAGUCGACUAGGCACGUUGUCUACAGUGGGCACACCUACAGCAUGUAGUGCCUAUUUCAGACAACUCAUGCAGUAGAAGCUAAUGCACAGUGAUGGCUGGGAGAGGACAGUACAGUUGUGGUCAAAAGUUUUGAGAAUGACACAAGUAUUAGUCUUCACAAAGUUCGCUGCUUCAGUGUUAUGAGAUAUUUUUGUCAGAUGUUACUAUGGAAUACUGAAGUAUAAUUACAAGCAUUCCAUAAGUGUCAAAGGCUUUUAUUGACAAUUACAUUGAGUUUAUGCAAAGAGUCAAUAUUUGCAGUGUUGACCCUUCUUUUUCAAGACCUCUGUAUUCCGCCCUGGCAUGCUGUCAAUUAACUUUUGGGCCACAUCCUGACGGAUGGCAGCCCAUUCUUGCAUAAUCAAUGCUUGGAGUUUGUCAGAAUUUGUGGGUUUUUGUUUGUCCACCUGCCUCUUGAGGAUCGACCACAAGUUCUCAAUGGGAUUAAGGUCUGGGGAGUUUCCUGGCCAUGGACCCAAAAUGUCAAUAUUUUGUUCCCCGAGCCACUUAGUUAUCACUUUUGCCUUAUGGCAAGAUGCUCCAUCAUGCUGGAAAAGGCAUUGGUCAUCACCAAACUGUUCUUGGAUGGUUGGGAGAAGUUGCUCUCGGAGGAUGUGUUGGUUCCAUUCUUUAUUCAUGACUGUGUUCUUAGGCAAAAUUGUGAGUGAGCCCACUCCCUUGGCUGAGAAGCAACCCCACACAUGAAUGGUCUCAGGAUGCUUUACCGUUGGCAUGACACAGGACUGAUGGUAGUGCUCACCUUGUCUUCUCUGGACAAGGUGUUUUCCGGAUGCCCCAAACAAUCGGAAAGGGGAUUCAUCAGAGAAAAUGACUUUACCCCAGUCCUCAGCAGUCCAAUCCCUAUACCUUUUGCAGAAUAUCAGUCUGUCCCUGAUGUUUUUCCUGGAGAGAAGUGGCUUCUUUGCUGCCCUUCUUGUCACCAGGCCAUCCUCCAAAAGUCUUCGCCUUACUGUGCGUGCAGAUGCACUCACAUCUGCCUGCUGCCAUUCCUGAUCCCGCAGCUGAAUCAACUUUAGGAGAUGGUCUUGGCGCUGCUGGACUUUCUUGGGCGCCCUGACGCCUUCUUCACAGCAAUUGAACCUCUCUCCUUGAAGUUCUUGAUAAUACGAUAAAUGGUUGAUUUAGGUGCAAUAUCCUUGCCUGUGAAGCCCUUUUUGUGCAAAGCAAUGAUGACAGCGUGUGUUUCCUUGCAGGUAACCAUGGUUAACAGAGGAAGAACAAUGAUUUCAAGCACCACCCUCUUUUUAAAGCUUCCAGUCUGUUAUUCUAACUCAAUCAGCAUGACAGAGUGAUCUCCAGCUUUGUCCCCGUCAACACUCACCUGUGUUAACGAGAGAAUCACUGACAUGAUUGCAGCUGGUCCUUUUGUGGCAGGGCUGAAAUGCAGUGGAAAUGUUUUUUGGGGAUUAAGUAAAUUUUCAUGGCAAAGAGGGACUUUGCAAUUCAUCUGAUCACUCUUCAUGACAUUCUGGAGUAUAUGCAAAUUGCCAUCAUCAAAACUGAGGCAGCAGACUUUGUGAAAAUUAGUAUUUGUGUCAUUCUGAACUUUUGACCACGACUGUACAGUAGAGCCCUCAUUAGGAGAUGGGGCCAUGAUACUGCUACUGUAGAGGGAAGAGGCCACUGCCAGGGAUGGGUGAGCGCACACACAGCACUGCUACUGCUGUGGACUGUGGUUAUUGCCUGGGAAUAUGGGAUAGGCUAGAAUGGGCAGACCUAAAUGGGUUGAGAUGAGCUGUGUGUGGAGUGGUGACCGUCUAGGAUUGGAUAAUUGGAUGGUUUAGCCUAUGGCUAUGCCUUAUGUGUGUUGUGUUGGAACAAGUGGAGUCUAUCUUCUAUGGCUAGCCUAUUUCUAGUAGUAGGUGAUUAGUGUGGUUGUGUUCCACCAUGCAUUAGACCAGAAGACUAGAAGACAUGCCUCCUGCAGACAUUCCCACGUAGAAGACAUGCCUCCUGCAGACAUUCCCACGUAGAAGACAUGCCUCCUGCAGACAUUCCCACGUAGAAGACAUGCCUCCUGCAGACAUUCCCACGUAAUAAAAGUUAUUAAAUGCAAAACUCGCAGGCCAGAGAACCAUUAAUGCUGUGUUCUUAUCCCCAUGAACAGGCUUUAAGGCUUUGCAAAAUGUAAAUCACCUCUCUCUUGCUCUCCCUCUCCCUCUUUCCAUCCACCACCUCCUUUCUCAUACUCCUCUUCCUUUCAUCGCUGCGCGCCUCUUUUAUCCACCACAUCUCUCUGCUUUCUCUCCCUGCCUCGUCUCUUCCCUCUCCCCCUCUCCCUGCCUCGUCUCUUCCCUCUCUCCCUGCCCCAUCUCUUCCCUCUCCCUGCCCCGUCUCUUCUCCCUGCCUCGUCUCUUCCCUCUCCCUGCAUUGUCUCUUCCCUCUCCCCCUCUCUCUGCCUCGUCUCUUCCCUCUCCCCCUCUCUCUGCCUCAUCUCUUCCCUCUCCCCCUCUCUCUGCCUCGUCUCUUCCCUCUCCCCCUCUCUCUGCCUCGUCUCUUCCCUCUCCCCCUCUCUCUGCCUCGUCUCUUCCCUCUCUCUGCCUCGUCUCUUCCCUCUCUCUGCCUCGUCUCUCUCCCUGCCUCGUCCCUCUCUCUCUGCCUCGUCUCUUCCCUCUCUCUGCCUCGUCUCUCUGCCUCGUCUCUUCCCUCUCUCUGCCUCGUCUCUUCCCUCUCCCUGCCUCGUCUCCCUGCCUCGUCCCUUCCCUCUCUCCCUGCCUCGUCUCUCUGCAGGUUGUAUGUCUCCCCUAAGAAGCAGGUAGUUGCUGAGCCCAGACCUGAGUCUCCUCUGAAGUGGUGUCGGAAGGUUCUGGACCACCCCAGCCCAGAGACAGAGGUGGCCUGUCGUACCCUGCUCAACCGUCUCGACCAGGGUACGCACCUACCUAGUAACCUUUUAUAAUGACCAUAUAACAACUCUAAAGUAACUAUACUAUAGUAACCACAUAGUCACCUUUAUAAUGACCUUAUACUAACCAUGUAAUAACAUGUACAAUAACCUUAUAGUAAUCCUAGAAUAAUAACCAUAUACACUUACAUUUUAGUCAUUUAGCAGACACUCCUAUCCAGAGCGACUUACAGGAGCAAUUCGGGUUAAGUGCCUUGCUCAAGGGCACAUCGACAGAUUUUUCACCUAGUCGGCUCGGGGAUUAGCACCAGCGACCUUUCGGUUACUGGCACAACGCUCUUAACCACUAAGCUACCUGCCGCCCAUAUACAACCUUUUGAUAACCAUAAUAACCAUACAAUAACAUUAUAACAACCCUGUAGGAACCCUUCUACAAUAACCUUGCUUCCUGCCAGUUCUCAGUAACCCUAUACCAACAACCUAAUAACAACGCAACAGUACCAGCACAAAGCAACGCUCCUGUCCGACACACAAUAACCUCAUCACGAGCAAUAAACUCAUUUUUAAAAAAUAUGAGUUUGCCACUGUCCACCAGUGAAUGCAGUCAUAACACAUUACCUGAGGCAAUAACCAGUACGGCCUCCUAUUCAAUAACGUAACGUUAUGACUAUAACUGUUGUUCCCUGAAGGAGGGAAAUGAGGUACGUCAUACUAUAGGGAGUCUCACUCUAGCGCCUUCAGUUGAGAUGAUCUACAAUCACGCCUGACAUGGCCAAUGAAAUCUGUGCCUCGCUGGAAGCCCCGUGUUCCACAGGUGAUAAGCGUGAGGCUUGGAUUCAUUCCUUCAAUUUAAUAGCGCUCUUCACCGAGCCCAGGAACAGGCGGUGCGGGGCCAAACCGGUGUUGUACCUCGUUUCCCUCCUUCAGGGUACAGUAGUUAUAGUCAUAACGUUACAUUCCCUUUGUCAGUCAACUUCGAUACAACAUACUAUGGGGAAAAUAUAAAUAUAAUAUAAAAAAUAUAAUCACACCCCAAACCUCACAAAAGUGUGUGGUGAUGGCCAACUCCCCGCAGCACAAAUAUCUCCUAUAGUCAAUCUACUCAGCAAAUUGGAUAUAGUCUAUCACAGUGCCAUCCGUUUUGUCUCCAAAGCCCCAUAUACUACCCACCACUAUACUACACUCUUGUUGGCUGGUCCUCACUACAUAUUCGUCGCCAAACCCACUGGCUCCAGGCCAUCUAUAAAUCACUGCUAGGCAAAUCCCCGCCUUAUCUUAGCUCAUUGGUCACCAUAGCAACACCCACCUGUAGUCUGCGCUCCAGCAGGUAUAUCUCACUCGUCAUCCCCAAAGCCAACACCUCCUUUGGCCGCAAUUCCUUCCAGUUCUCUGCUGCCAAUGAUUGGAACAAAUUGCAAAAAUCUCUGAAGCUGGAGACACUUAUCUCCCUCACUAACUUUAAGCAUCAGUUGUCAGAGCACCUUACCGAUCACUGCACCUGUACACAGCCCAUCUGAAAUUAGCCCGCCCAACUACCUCAUCCCUAUAUUGUUAUUUAUUUUGCUCAUUUGUACCCCAGUAUCUCUAUUUGCACAUCAUCUCUUGCACAUCUAUCAUUCCAGUGUUAAUACUAAUUGUAAUUAUUUUGCACUAUAGCCUAUUUAUUGCCUUACCUCCAUAACUUGCUACAUUUGCACACACUGUAUAUAUAUGUAUUUCUGUUGUAUUUUUGAUUUUGUUUUGUUUUACCCCAUAUGUAACUCUGUGUUGUUGUUUUUAUCGCACUGCUUUGCUUUAUCUUGGCCAGGUCGCAGUUGUAAAUGAGAACUUGUUCUCAACUGGUUUACCUGGUUAAAUAAAGGUGAAAUAAAAAUAAAAAAUCCUUUAAACAACGCCCAAGACGCUGCCAGACCCCUGGUGGAGUGGGCACAUACACCGCUAGGUAACCCUUGACCCUUGCCGCUAUAUGCCUGGGAGAUACAAUCCAGUGGGAGAGUCGCUGCUUAGAGAGCGCACUGCCGCGAGCUGGAUUAGCAAAACAGACAAAAAGCUGGUCACAUAACUGGAUAUUCUGGGUCCAUUCAAUGUACAUGUGUAAAGCUCGCACUGGACACAGGGCAUUCAACCUCUGUUGCUCUUCAGAAGCAAAAGCAGGAGGCGAAAAGGGAAAUGGAUCAAAAGCUAAGGACCUGUAGGACAUAGCCAUGACUUUUGGGGCGACGGUCUCAUUUUGACGCAACGUCACUCCAGAGUUGCCCGGGGCGAACUGAGUACAGGAAGGGUGUACGGGUGGAGGUCCCCAACACAUUUAGCCGAGGCCAAAGCAUUGAGCAGGGGGGUUUUGUAGGAGAGGAUCCACCAAUUCCAGAAGCUCAAAGGGGGCCGCACACAGCGCCCCCAAAACCAGCACCAAGUCCCAUGUAGGCGCAAUAGGUUUAGAUACCGGUCUAAGACGACGUACACCUUUUCAGGAACCGCACCACCAUGGGGUGAGCCCCCCCCCCCCGGUGAGGCUCCGUCAAUUCCCACAUGACGCGCUGCGAUAGCGGCCAUGUACACUGCUCGAAAAGCUCCUGUAGGAACAUCAGGAUGUCCCUCACAGAGCACUGAAAAGGAACCAGCCCUUUAUCUUGGCACCAGGGCUCAAACGCUUGCCACUAAUACGCAAACAGCCCUCUUGUGGAGGGCGCCCUUGCAGACUGAAUGGUAGCAAUGACAUUCGGAGGUAAUCCCCUAGCCAUCAGAUUGGCCCUCUCUGGGACCAUAGGAACCAAAUCCCCGGCCUCUCGUGCCAAAUCCCCGGCCUCACGAUGCAUAAAGAUCUACAUGGGCUCUGCCGAACCUCCCCUGUAUCUGGGCAACCACCCAGGGGAGUAGUCUCCACUCCUGAGGAAGAGGCCCCCCCUAGAUAGCAGAUCGGCACCCGAGUUGAGGCAACCAGGAACAUGCGUCGGUCGACAUGAGAGAAAAUGCGCACUGCUCCGCAGCAACAGGGAGCGAGCCAGGGUGAGGAUAAUGGUGCUAGGGGAAUGACCGCUAUCAUAGAAGCCAUUAUCCCCAGUAGGCGCAGGAACUUGCAAAAAUGUACUGUGCGCCCCAAUUGAAAUUUGGCCAAGCAGAGCUGGAACCCGGACCCCCUUUUCGGGAUAGAAAAGCGCGAGUCUGACUCGAGCCCCAGGAAUGGAAUGCGCUGCAAUGGGGUUACAUAGCUAUUUUUCUGGUUUACAAUAAAACCUAGAGACUGAACAUGGGACACCAGCCUGGAUGUGUGUAACACCACUUGUUUCCUUGACUCCCCUGCUAUCAGUCAAUCGUCCAGAUAGGCCAAUACCCUGCCCCUGGCUUCCACCACCUUUUGAAAAUACGCGAGGCGAGAGGGACAAGCCGAACGGGAGUACCAAAAACUCGUAGGUUAUCACCUCCUAAUGGAAUCUCAGGAAUUUUCUGUGAAAGUAUGCAUCCUUUAGGAUCUACGGGACCGCAUUUUACGUUCAUAAACCAUGUCCUGAGCCUCCUGUAGCUCAGUUGGUAGAGCAUGGCGCUUGCAACGCCAGGGUUGUGGGUUCGAUUCCCACGGGGGGCCAGUAUGAAAAAUGUAUGCACUCACUAACUGUAAGUGGCUCUGGAUAAGAGCGUCUGCUAAAUGACUAAAAUGUCCUGGGCCGUUCUAAGACUACUCGCGCGCCGUUAACUAUUUGUUUACAAUUUGUUCAGUCAUAUUACCUCAUUAGCUAGCUAACAACCUGGUAACUUUACUAGUAAAUCCAAACAUUUGGGGGCAAAGAAAGCAAGGAAAAGGAAUAGUUUCUUCAGGAGAUUAACAAUCACAGCAAUGUAUGACAUCUCUUGCAUGUCGUCAUCACAAACCUGACAUUUUAAAGCGAUAGUGUACAAUUGUCAAUGUAAUGCAUCUCGAUAGGAAAAUUGUGCUUUUACACAAUGUAGAAACCUAAUAUUCCACAAAUUAUUUUGUAAUUUCAAUGACAGGUAUUCGUAUUAACGUUAUAGCUGCUUUUAUAAUAAACUGUCUUUACAGUGUUACAUAUUAGUUUCUAGGGCACGUGCUUAAAAAGUAGCUAGAAUUCAUAUCGUCCCAAUAUAGGCUGCAUCUCAAUCAAUGUAAAAAAUCUUAUCUGGUGCUCCUAACUUAGAGAGAGAUUCCCAGCAGCUCAGCAAUCACCAGUAGUUUACCAGCAGCACACCCCCUCAUUAUUUAUCCGGUGUGCGUCUGCAGCUACCGAACUUCAACAACCAAGCCAUUCACACCCGACCAGGGCAUGGCUCAAUGACCACAUGAUAUCACGGUGUAGAGGUGGGGUGUUUGGUUGGAUUACCUUGUCCUGGGUUGGAUAGUCUUAUAGCACCAGAACACAACUGUCUGUCGGGGCAUGAAACUACCCACUUUAGAAGUGAAAGGUUAACAUGCACAGGAGAUUACAGUCCCAGAGUUGACUUGAUUGUAGAAAAGAUGAAAGAUAACUCCUGAACGUGCUAGAUUACAUAAACUACCCACUGCAGCAGGCAAAUAUAGGAAAUCAUUCACUAGGUUAUAACCUACCCCAUAGUUAUGAGUCAUGUUAUAUAAGUGUGAUAUUGGACAGUUUCACCCUCCCAAACUUGUUGUGGCAAAUUGCACAAUGAGCCAAUGGCAAACAGUGAAUAGCAAGCAAUAUUGCUUCCUGGAUGAAGUAAAUAAAAGAUAUAGGAACCAGUGCCUUAGGAAUAAUGACCUGCCAUAGCCUCAUUGCUACCUCUCAUAGCCUAUAAGGGUGAUCUAGAACAGUUACACCCUGCCAAACUUGUGUUGUUGUGGCCCAUUGGCUCCGGCAAUGAGUCUGAAUGAAGGUAGUGGCCGACAGUGACGCUGUGUGAAGUCAGUCAAAAUAUAGACCCCAAUGGCGCUUAAUAGAAUGACGGUAGUGGCAAACAGUGUAUAUCAGUAAACAAUGACACUUGAUGAAGUAACCAUAUAGAACCCAUUGCCCUAGGAAUUAAUGUUGUGUCAUAGCCUCCAUUGUUAGCUCUUAUAUAAGUAUUGCUAUAGGACAGCAAGUUCUAAAACUCUUUUUGUACAGGCACAGACAGGGUCCCACCUAAAGCUCUUUUUGUGCAGGCACAGACAGGGUCCCACCUAAAGCUCUUUUUGUACAGGCACAGACAGGGUCCCACCUAAAGCUCUUGUAAUUGUCCUCUGUCCUACUAAAUACACCAAACCAAUGCCUCUAGUCUCGACUCUGUCUUUUGCAACAGUUUUAAAAUGAACCAACCACGGCCGACCAUUUGAGAAACGAUGAUGAAAGUUGUCAUUUCUCUUUUGCUCAGGAAUUACUUUUAAAGUUCUUGUUCACUUCAGACUCGGUACCUAAAGAACCGGUAAAGGAAUCCUGAGCACACAUACUCACUUCCACCGAAGGUGUUUUAUUUGUCUACAAGGUCACAGAUUUUGUCCAAAAAAAAGUCCUAACACUCUAGUGAAGUAAACACUAUUUUUGCACGAUACAGGCUGCCUUUAAACUGUGCCUUGACUCUGUUUAUGUAACUGUGUCUCCUCUCCUGUCUCCUCUCCUGUCUCCUCUCCUGUCUCCUCUCCUGUCUCCUCUCCUGUCUCCUCUCCUGUCUCCUCUCCUGUGUGCCUUUAGCGUCUCGCUGGAGGAACAUCUACAGCAGCUCUGGUCAGACGGGGGACGCUGGUUCCUCUGGCUCUGGCCUCCUCUCUCCUGGGUACCACAACAAAUCCACUAACAAAACCCUACUAACCAGUGGUGGCUCAGGUACGCAUGAUAUUAAUACACACCACCACGCUUCUUUACUUUCAGCUGCUCUCUCUCUCUCCACAGUGUUUUAACAGUGUUGGUGGAACUCAAGAUAAAGUACUAUCAGAUUUUUUUAAACUCCAUAAGUCCUUAAAGAUGGACCUCCCGAGUGGCGCAGCGGUGUAAGGCACUGCAGUGCUCGAGGCAUCACUAUAGAUCCGGGUUCGAUCCCGGGCUGUGUUGCAGCCGGCCGCAACCGGGAGACCCAUGAGGCGAUGCACAAUUGGCCCAGCGUCGUCCGGGUUAGGGGAGGGUUUGGCCGGCCGGGAUGUCUUUGUCCCAUUGCGCUCUAGCGACUCCUGUGGCGGGCCAGGCACAUGCACGCUGACUAGGUCGCAAGUUGUACAGUGUUUCCUCUGACACAUUGGUGCGGCUGGCUUCCGGGUUAAGCGAGCAGUGUGUCAGGAAGCAGUGCGGCUUGGCAGGGUCGUGUUUCGGAGGACGCAUGGCUCUCGACCUUCGCCUCUCCAGAGUCCGUACGGGAGUUGCAGUGAUGGGACAAGACUGUAACUACCAAUUGGAUAUCACGAAAUUGGGGAGAAAAAGGGGUAAAAAAAUAUUUUAUAUAUACAAAUGUUCUUAAAGAACUUUUCCUGUAGAAAAACAAUAUCACAUGUAUAAAUACAGUAAUUUGGACACCUGGACCACCUUUUGAGAUGUGCUUUUUGUUAAGUAAAUCAGGUGAUGAAUGAGCUGAAAGGGAGACUGGAGUAGGACUUUAAAAUAACAGGUUUGUAACAAGUGUUUCAUGUUUUCAAAGGGUUGUUCUCCUCAACUCAACAACGUAAAGGGUCAAAGGUUGGAUCUCUUGUGUAUAUUGGCCUACUACAGCUAAGAUGCUGAAUGGUAUCUUAUGUUAUGCAUUGAUAAUAAUUUCUCCAAAACUAAUGGCAUUUACAGGCUUGCUUUGCAGAGUGGUGUGGAUAUCAAAUACUUCGGCCCUUAGCGAUACUGGGAAAACAAACGUUUUAACUUCUCAAUACGUGGGUGGCGCUAUGUAAACCAACACAAUGCUUAUGUUAUGAUGAACGCAGACUGUAAAUAACACUCUUUGCAUGAAGGAUGUAAAUGCUUUGCUUGCUGGUGACCCCUCCUAAUCCCAUAUCUGUUAUAUAACCAAACACCCUGGAUGCUGUUGUUGCUUCUGUUUCAGUUUGAAUGACGUGUGUGUGUGUGUGUGUGUGUGUGUGUGUGUGUGUCAGACGAUGGCCUAGUAGACGCCUCAUGCUUCCAGCUGUCCUCAGCACUGUGUCUAGACAAAUACAGCAGGACAGACAGGGAAGUCAGGACUAGAUAUCUCCUGUCAUAAUGCAGGCCUGGUCCAGAAACAACCCCUAGCUCCAUAGUGUAGUGUUCUCAGGUCUCCACACACAGAUUGUUACUGGACCAGCCCUCAGUCUCUGAUUAGACUAAUGAAGAGAAUUGUCUACUGUAUAGCUGUGGAUGGAUAAUGUAUAGUUGCAUGUCCUUGGUUUUCAGGCUGUAUUAUAGUCCUUGUUUUGAAGGGGCAGUUGUGUGGGACAAACCUGUGGAUGGAUUCUGAAGGAGAGUGUGAUCUAAAUCAUGGUUGUGUUCUUGUAUCUCCAGGCUACAUGAGUGUACACUCUGCUCUGAGUUCCCAGUCUUCUAUAGACAGUGAACUGAGUACCUCAGACGACUCCAUCUCCAUGGGUUACAAGCUACAGGACCUCACUGACGUCCAGAUCAUGGCCCGCCUACAGGAAGAGAGUGAGUUGUGUUGUGUAGAAUAAUGACUGCCGUGAUAAUGUGUUUCAGGAAGAGAGUGAGUGGUGUUGUGAAGGAUAAUGACUGCUGUGAUAAUGUGUUUCAGGAAGAGAGUGAGUGGUGUUGUGAAGGAUAAUGACUGCCGUGAUAAUGUGUUUCAAGAAGAGAGUGAGUGGUGUUGUGAAGGAUAAUGACUGCUGUGAUAAUGUGUUUCAGGAAGAGAGUGAGUGGUGUUGUGAAGGAUAAUGACUGCUGUGAUAAUGUGUUUCAGGAAGAGAGUGAGUGGUGUUGUGAAGGAUAAUGACUGCCGUGAUAAUGUGUUUCAGGAAGAGAGUGAGUGGUGUUGUGAAGGAUAAUGACUGCCGUGAUAAUGUGUUUCAGGAAGAGAGUGAGUGGUGUUGUGUAGAAUACUGUGUUACCAAAGUCUAAAGGGUUACAUCAUUGUGCUUGUCAAUAUGCCACCGGUAGCUGAUCAAGAAGACUGUCAAUAUGCUGACUCUGUCGUAGUGUGUACUUAGGGCAGGACUGUGUUUGUAAUGUGUGGGUGGGUGUGUCCAUGUCUUUGAGUUAUUGUCCAAUUGCAUGUAGAUACUAAAUACACAAACAAGCCAGUAGACGCUUGUUCUUUCAUGUGUACGUCCUCACCUGUGGCAGCGUCCAGGCCCUGUAACUCUCUGUCUCCUCUCUCUCAGGUCUGAGACAGGACUAUGCCUCCAGCUCUGCCUCAGUGUCUCGUCGUAGUUCCUCUGCCUCCCUCCAGUCUCUACGUCGGGGUGGGACCUACAGCGACCAGGAGUUUGAUACCUACAGCCUGGAGGAUGAGGAGGAUGAGUGUUGCUCUCUGCCCCAGCGACGCCUCCGCUACUCCCCCUCUCCCCUGGGCUCGCCCCGCUGCCUCUCCCCCUCCACGGCCUCCCAGGGCCAGGCGGAGUACAGCAGGCUGGGGGCCCCCCGACAACGCGCUCCACGCCGAUCGCUACAGGGGCCCGGGCCCGAGCUGCUAAAGUUCGCCAAGACCGAGGGUAGGUGGAGACUGGAGAGGAGUGUUCAUGCAUCACACACAAACCGAACACAUAGCAGUGUCUGUACACAAUCACAACUACAUGGAAUUGUCAGUUAGAUGUACUCUGUAUUGUUUGAAGACAUUACUUAUAAAUUGAUUAGUUCUAUAGAACGUAGUUUCAGUUCAGUCUUUCUCCAACUCAAACUGUGUGUGUGUGUGGUUCCAGAAGAGUUGAGGCACAGCAUGCCUAACCUGGCCCCCCGCACCAGCCUGCGUUCCCUGGAGGCGGUCAGGAACAGCCGCAGCAUGGAGGCUAACCUCCAGAGCUCUGGCAACCGCAUAUCCCACCUGCCCCACUCCCCCUCCUCAGGUAACCCUCACCUGGCCUGUACACCUGGCCCCUCAGGUAACUCUCACCUGGCCUGUACACCUGCCCCCUCCUCAGGUAACCCUCCUACACCUGGCCUGUACACCUGCCCCCUCCUCAGGUAACCCUCCUACACCUGGCCUGUACACCUGCCCCCUCCUCAGGUAACCCUCCUACACCUGGCCUGUACACCUGCCCCCUCCUCAGGUAACUCUCACCUGGCCUGUACACCUGCCCCCUCCUCAGGUAACUCUCACCUGGCCUGUACACCUGCCCACUCCUCAGGUAACUCUCACCUGGCCUGUACACCUGCCCCCUCCUCAGGUAACCCUCCUACACCUGCCCCCUCCUCAGGUAACCCUCCUACACCUGGCCUGUACACCUGCCCCCUCCUCAGGUAAUAAUAAUAUGCCAUUUAGCAGACGCUUUUAUCCAAAGCGACUUACAGUCAUGCGUGCAUACAUUUUUUGUGUAUGGGUGGUCCCGGGGAUCGAACCCACUACCUUGGCGUUACAAGCGCCGUGCUCUACCAGCUAAGGUAACUCUCACCUGGCCUGUACACCUGCCCCCUCCUCAGGUAACUCACCUGGCCUGUACACCUGCCCCCUCCUCAGGUAACCCUCACCUAAACCUGGCAUGUACACCUGCCCCCCCAGGUAACCCUCUCCUAAACCUGGCCUAUACCUUCCCCACUCUCUCAAAUGGAACCUGAUACUGCCUACCCUAUCCUGAGUGGUUCAGAGGGAGCCUCUCACACCUACCCUACUCCCCUCAGGUAACCCUUACCUGUCUCACACCUACCCUACUCCCCUCAGGUAACCCUUACCUGUCUCACACCUACCCUACUCCCCUCAGGUAACCCUUACCUGUCUCACACCUACCCUACUCCCCUCAGGUAACCCUUACCUGUCUCACACCUACCCUACUCCCCUCAGGUAACCCUUACCUGUUCCUCAAGUAACCAUUGUCACCAGCUAAAUCAGACCUUCCUCCCUCCCUGGUUAUACUCCUCAGUUCCACUAAUAUUCCUCUGGGUACAGGCAUCUAGCCUACAACUCUUUGCUGCCACAAUUCCUGAUCUCAAGUGUACAGAGAAUAUGUGCCCUUCUCCCUCAUUUCCUGUAUUGUACUGUCAUCAGAGCAUUGGCAUAUGAACAUUAAAUAAGGGAGAAGAACACAUGUAUACUUUUUGAGUGUACUACUUUGCAGUGUGAGAGUGUGGAUAGCACUCUCCUAAACCCAUCUCAUUAUGCCCAUCCCCCCCCCCCCCCCCCAGGUAUGUCAUCCAGUCGGAUGCGAGGCAGUGGCCAGUCCCCUCUGUCCAUGCGGGUCCCUGUCAAAGCCAUGGGCUCCAUGCCGGGGACCCGCCAGCCUUCCAGGGGCCUGCCUGUAGUCCAGAGUAGACCCAAUGGAGGGUUACGGAGGGUCCAGUCCCCAGGGCCUCCCAACGGGGGAACCUACCCAACUGGGAGAGCCUCUACUGGGAGUGGGAGGCAAGCAGCAGCCCCAUCCUCCAGGGGAAGACUGGCCCAGACACCCAGAAGGUGA
This is a messenger RNA of Coregonus sp. 'balchen', 20987 nucleotides long. Lineage: Eukaryota; Metazoa; Chordata; Actinopteri; Salmoniformes; Salmonidae. The record is from the annotation of a GenBank genome assembly.